CACGGCUUUGUGUCUCAUUUCCGUUUGCCUUCAUCCUUCCUCCUACGCAUGUGCACAGUUGACUUCCUGGCCGCUCAGUACGGCCCGUCGGCCGCCGUCCCCGGAAACGCUUUCUUCCCACGCAGCCGCAGGCCGCCGCUCUUCGGCCUCUCUAGGCCGGCAGAUUCUCCGCUCCAUGGUCCUGUCUGUCAGCUCAGUGUCAGGAAUCCACGGGUGAGGCCGGGCCGCGCUCUGACGCUUCAAACCCUCGAGCCGGUCGCGGGUGAGUGAACCCGGGAGGAGCCCGGCGGACGGAACCGACAGGGUUUCCCCUGACGCCGUAGCCCGGCGGCCGCGGGCUGAUGGCGUGGCUGCGCUGAGCAGCGCGAGUGGCUGCCGAGCCCCGCGGGCCGGCAUGGCGGGCCAGUUUCGCAGCUACGUGUGGGAUCCAUUGCUGAUCCUAUCGCAGAUUGUGCUCAUGCAGACGGUGUACUACGGCUCGCUGGGCCUGUGGCUGGCACUGGUGGACGCGCUGGUGCGCAGCAGCCCUUCGCUGGACCAGAUGUUCGACGCGGAGAUCCUGGGCUUUUCCACCCCUCCAGGCCGGCUCUCAAUGAUGUCCUUCGUCCUCAACGCCCUCACCUGUGCCCUGGGCUUGCUGUACUUCAUCCGGCGAGGGAAGCAGUGUCUGGAUUUCACUGUGACUGUCCAUUUCUUUCACCUCCUGGGCUGUUGGCUCUACAGCUCCCACUUCCCCUCGGCGCUGACCUGGUGGCUGGUCCAGGCUGUGUGCAUUGCACUCAUGGCCGUCAUCGGGGAAUACCUGUGCAUGCGGACGGAACUCAAGGAGAUCCCCCUCAGCUCAGCCCCUAAAUCCAAUGUCUAGAGUUGGGCCCUUUGGAUACUCUGCUGGCAUUUGGGCCCCCUGUCACCUUGGGCUGCUCAGACCUCCAGAUGGGGUCCAGCCCAAGUCUGAGAGGAACCCUGGAAAUGUGAAGUCUGUUGGUGGAGAGAUAGUGAGGUCCUGUCACAAAGGCAGGUAGCAGUCGUGAUCGCAGCUGCAAGAAUGGCCUCUGCCUGCUGGAGCUUUGAUAUCUGGAAGCCAGGACGGGGACCUCAUUGAGGGUGAAAACAGAUUUGGAACCAUGUCAACUCUUGAGCCAUCAUACCGUCACCAGCCUGUUAUUUUAAAAAAGGAAAAAAAAAAUCAAGGAUAUCUGAUUGGCGCAGACACUCUUCUGGUUGCCUGUCUUGCCCUUUGGGACAGCUGGUACCUUUGCCCCGUUGCCAAACCACAGUGGUUCUGUGUGGAGACACAUUAGACUUUUGGGUUCGUAGCUACAAAAGAGGUGUAGUUGCAAAGUACUAGGCUGCUGUCAGAGGACGGAGGAUGAGGCCUCAAGCACAAGAGCAAUGCACAGCCUGUGCCCUGUUAGACAUAUACAAAAGUGUGUUUGUGUGUCCGAGAACCUCCUCCAGUUCUCUGUAUGGACUCUACCCUGCUGCCAGCUCUCAACACAGGGGGCUGUAGGACCCAGAGAAGAAUCCCAGCACCCCUUCCCUGCAGCCUUAGCUUCAUAAUAAAAGCCACUGUCUGCUGUCUAGAAAUGACCGGGCCCCAGCCCCCACUGGACCUCAGUUGUGGCUAGAGUUUC
Molecule: messenger RNA, 1634 nt
Organism: Myodes glareolus (Bank vole)
Lineage: Eukaryota; Metazoa; Chordata; Mammalia; Rodentia; Cricetidae
Gene: Sys1
Product: SYS1 golgi trafficking protein
Biological process (GO): Golgi to endosome transport; protein localization to Golgi apparatus; Golgi to plasma membrane protein transport
Cellular component (GO): trans-Golgi network; Golgi membrane
Source: RefSeq, a predicted model, not a curated record